Molecule: messenger RNA, 1376 nt
Organism: Cheilinus undulatus (humphead wrasse)
Lineage: Eukaryota; Metazoa; Chordata; Actinopteri; Labriformes; Labridae
Product: protein LEG1 homolog
Exons: 8
Coding region: 55-1134 (359 amino acids)
Source: RefSeq, a predicted model, not a curated record
UCCAGGGAAGAUGCACUCGACACCAUUCCUGUCUGCAUUCAAAGCUCCUCAGCCAUGAUGCGUCUGGUGGUUCUCGGCCUCCUGGCCUGCGCUGUCUCUCUCAGCUACUCUGCUGUUAUUUUCGACAAUGGAGUGCCAGUGUUGUGGGCACAAGCGUUUGGCCAACUGGAUCAGCUGCCGAUACAGAAUGAUGUUGUGGUGCCAAACCCCUUUAACGUCAUUCACCGCAUGAGUCUUUACAAGAUAUUGAUGGCUGCUACCGAUUGGUUAAUGCUUCCCAUGGGACCAGGCGUUAAUCAAAAUCCUAUCUGGGGGCUGCCACUGCAGCUUGCAUGGAUGGUGACCUCAGAGCGUCUUGCAGACCCGACUAAUAGUACAACCUGUGGUACGGAAGCAGAUCCUGUAUGUAUUUCUGCAGAGAGCUGGUGGGGCUGUGAAAACUAUCUAGUCUCAGUCCUGCCCUUCCUGUCAGCAGCAAAAAACAAAUUCUUUGGUGAAGGAGUGCAGGUCCAGAUGCAGUUGCCUGAGGGUGUUACGGACUUCUGCACCACACAUACUGAGUGUUCAUCUAAGUUCCCUGAUGCCAUGGCAAAAUGGGACGCCUUCUUCAAUGGUCUCAUCUCAACGGGUUCUGAAGAUAUACCAGAUGUUCUGAAGAAAGACAAAAUCCUUGGUCUCUACUGGGCUGCCCAGAUGGCUUCAACCUAUGCAUCCAGUACAUGUGAAGCCAAGUUGAGCCACUACUCUGAACCAGAGAAAGCAUUUUUAACCAGCUGGCUGAACUUGGCUGAGUUUGUUGCUGCAGCACAUUUUCUAUCCAGUUUGGAAAAGGCAGGAAAGUUUAUAAGCCCUUUGCCAAGGCGAAUCCUUAAGGACGGUGAUGUUGCCCCCAACAUUGAAGGUUUGACUGAAGAAGAGAACAAAUCACUGCAUACUUUCGCCUGGCUGGACUCUCUCAACUCACAAGCACCUAUAUCAUUGUUGGAUUCGUGGAAAGGAGCCAUGUGCUCGGUGGAGACAAGAGCGAAAGGAGCUCAACUGUUGGAUGAUGUCCUGUCUGCUGAGCCCUACACUUCAAUCUCAUUCAUGGGCGUUCUCGUUAGGAUGGCUACUGAAUGCUUAUUAGGUCAAUAACAGAAACAGAAGUUAUGUGAUUGUAUCCAAUUUUUUAAUUGAAAGACAAUAUUGAAUAGAUUAAAACAAUCCAACUAUUUGAUCAUAUUGUGGUAGGAUCUCUUCUGCAUUAUAGCCAGUAAUCUAUGAAACAUGACAUAAAUUUGAAUGGUCAUUACUAUAUAAUUCAAAUGCAUGUGUUGUACUUGUAAUUGGAGAUAUGAUCAACUGUGGUUUUACUUCAAUAAAGGAUCUCAAAUGUU